Molecule: messenger RNA, 1442 nt
Organism: Otolemur garnettii (small-eared galago)
Lineage: Eukaryota; Metazoa; Chordata; Mammalia; Primates; Galagidae
Gene: HMGA1
Product: high mobility group AT-hook 1
Exons: 6
Coding region: 321-644 (107 amino acids)
Biological process (GO): regulation of DNA-templated transcription
Cellular component (GO): nucleus; chromatin
Molecular function (GO): transcription coregulator activity; DNA binding
Source: RefSeq, a predicted model, not a curated record
AUUUGCAUGGCCCCGCCCCCUCGGUGACACGGCUGGCGCGGGCGGGCCCGUCCCCCCUGCCCCUGGGUCGCUCUUUUUAAGCUCCCCUGAGCCGGGGCUGCGCUCCUCUAAUUGGGACUCCGAGUCGGGGCUAUUUCUGGCGCUGGCGCGGCUCCAAGAAGGCAUCCGCAUUUGCUACCAGCGGCGGCCGCGGCGGAGGCAGGCCGGUCCUCAGCGCCAAGCACCGUCGCUCCCGGCAGCCCGGAGCGCGCACCGCAGGCCGGCGGCCGAGCUCGCGGAUCCCAGCCAUCACUCUUCCACCUAAUCGAAGAGGAGGAAAGAUGAGUGAGUCGAGCUCGAAGUCCAGCCAGCCCCUGGCCUCUAAGCAGGAAAAGGAUGGGACUGAGAAGCGAGGCCGGGGCAGGCCGCGCAAGCAGCCUCCGGUGAGUCCUGGGACAGCGCUGGUAGGGAGUCAGAAGGAGCCCAGCGAAGUGCCAACACCUAAGAGACCUCGGGGCCGACCAAAGGGAAGCAAAAACAAGGGUGCUGCCAAGACCCGGAAAACCGCCACAACUCCAGGAAGGAAACCAAGGGGCAGACCCAAAAAACUGGAGAAGGAGGAAGAGGAGGGCAUCUCGCAGGAGUCCUCAGAGGAGGAGCAGUGACCGUGCCUGCCGCCUGCUCCCUUCACUGAGGAGCAGCUUCUUUCUGGGACUGGACAGCUUUGCUCCGCUCCCACUGCCCUGCCCUUCCCCCCAGGCCCCCAUCACCACUGCCUCUGCCAGCCCCCCACCUGCCCUCACCUCCACACUACACAGCACACCAGCGGCUGCGGGGCCCCUAGGGGCUGUGUGGGGAGCAGUUUUCCCCUGGCCUUGGUUCCCAGCCAUCCCUCCAACCCAUGCAUACACACUUGCUCUCCUGGACAAGGCUAACAUCCCACUUAGCCGCGCUCUGCGCCUGCUCUGUCUCUACUCCCUCAACAGUGGGGACACUGCUCUGUGGGCUCUUGGUUUGGGGGCCCUCUCUGCUCCUCUACUAUUCCCUCUGGCUUCCCAUAGAGGGGCCUGGGAGGACUCCCCUGGCCUUAAAAGGGGCCCAGGCCCCAUCUCAUUCUGGCAUACCCCAUGCCACUGUCCUGGCAACAGGUGUGGCCAAUGGAGGGGGCUGCUUGGCCCCUAGCCAGCCUGUGUCUUUGUCACCAUGUUCUUCUUCCCUAGUCUCUGUAAUAGGUUGGACAGCCCCUUAGGGCACAUGAAGAAAGGUGGGAAGGGUAUGAGUCUCUUCCCCCUAAACACAGGGGGUCCUAGCCCACCUUUCCCUCCACCUGGGAUCCGAGACUAUUUGAAUGCUGGAGGCGCAGUCACCCCUUUUCCAGGAGAGGCCCAGAUUCCCUGCAGCAGCCACCUAAGGUGGGCUGGGUCUGCUUGCCCUACUCUGACUUCUCUUACCCCACCUUGCAG